GGGGUUUGUUGAAGGAAAUUAUUGUUGGGGGUGAGAAUGUAUUGAGUGUGUUAGCAUUUUUAAGGGUCUUGACUCUGUUCCUCCUCCUAUCUUGUGCAGAAAAUUGAGGAGAUGUCUUCAGAAGGGACCGUGAGUGUAGUGGGGAGUGAGGUGAUGCCCUUGGAUUGUGGGAGCAUGGAUGAGGAGAGCAGUCCAUCUCCUUCUGGUUCGGAGAGGACGGUGGAGGAGAGGAGGGAUCAAAGGGUAGUAGAGGAGGAUGAGGAUGAGAUCCCCUCAAACAUUUUGGAGGCCGGGAGUAGUGUAGAUGGGUGUUAUGACCCAGAUUUAGAAAUAGUGUCCGAGGUGAGGGGAUAUGUGAGUGAGCUGGGUAGCAGGGGUAGUCUUAGGGGCCUCGUGGGUAACUGCAACCUUCCUCACCAUGUCCUACUUAGACCUGCCGGGGUGAAUGAGAGGGCAUGCUUAGCACCCCGAGACCAUUGGAUGCCCAUAUACCUCCAUUAUUUAAUUACAGGGCUUAGGUUUCCCAUUCCAGAAUUACUGGUUGGGUUGUUAUUAGAUUAUAGCAUAGGACUAACCCAAUUAACCCCAAAUGCCAUAAGGGUAAUUAUAGGUUUUAUUGUAUACUGCCGAGUUCGGGGGGUUGGGGUCCCUACAGUAAACAUGUUCAAGCACUUUUUCAUAAUAAGGGUUGGGGGUAAGGGGGAGAAGGGGUGGUAUUACUUCGGUCCUCGGUCGUCCAGCAAAGAUAAUAGGAGUUUAUUCUCUGUUGGACCGUCAUCCAUCAAAGGAUGGAAAGAAAAAUUCUUCUUUGUGGAUGACACCGAGUGGAGUAGGAGGGAUGCCGAGGUGGAACGGUUGUCUGCUUGGAAAGCUAAGAAGACCAAGCAAAACAACUAUAAAUUAAAUGAGGAUGAGGUGGAGGAGGUAGAAAAGCUGGUGAGGGAGGAAGGAGACGUGGUGGAUAUCCUGUACAUCACCAGUCCGAAGGCAAUAGAGGCCGCUGAGCUCUAUGGGCCAAGCUCAUUGAGCGAAGCUGAGAUGGACGAGUUUAUAAAUGCUGCUGGGGGGCUGCGUAUCCCAAAGAAGCCAGGGAAGAAGUCAAAAGCUUUAACUGCGGCAGACAAAGGGAUGGCAGAGAAAGAGCGCUUGCCCAGCACUUCUGCUCGAGUGCUGGAGAUACAGCAGAGGCCAGAGCCUGCAAGGGGGAAUAGUGAGGAGUUCGUGCCUCGCCUUUCUGCUCCUGAAAUCGAUCAUGAAGUCAGGGAGAGGGAGGAGGUCGAGGUGCGAGGCCCUGGCAAGGGCAAGGAGCUCAUCCCUCCUCAUUUGAACCAGAAGAGUUUGUUUGAGGCGACAAACACGACUGGGGCAAAGCGCUUCCUCAACUCUACUCUUCUUGAGGUGGAUAGGAUGCGGGCGAGGAAUGAGGCGGUGAGCCAGCUAGGAGCUACUGUUGUGAGGCAUGCCCUGGAGAAGGAGAGGGAAGAGCUACAGAAGGAGAAGGAGGAGUGGGAGAAGGAGAAGAAGGAGAUGCAGAGGAGGCUGGAUGAAGUUCUCCCUUCAGUGACCGAGCUCCAGAAUGACAAUGAUGUCUUGAGUACGAAGCUUGUCCUUGAAGAACGUAAGAGGAAGAUCUGUGAGGAGAAGCUCAAAGCUCAAGACAAAUAUAUUGACAACAUGAAGAAAGGAGUGGCGGAGCUGAAGAAGAACGUGAAUCUACUGGUUCACAACGGAAUGGAGGAGCACAUCGACAACUUCCUCAACUCCAGCACCUUCGAGAACAUCCUCAAGCUGUACCGGCUACCAACCGCAAUUGUGGCCUUCACCAACUGUAGAAAGAAGGUGAAGGCCCAGUACCCAGAGGUGGACGUGACAACGGUCACCUUUGGGGAACAAGAAGAAGGGGUGAAGGAGGAUGGUGAGAGCCUUUCUGCUGACUUCCGACCUCUGAUCAAGCUGAGGUGGGAGCAUGACGCAGAGGGACGCACUAUCUUCCCUCCAGCCUUUGAUGCGGAGCUGGUGGCAAUGGAGGAAGAAGAAGAAGAAGGAGAAGCGCGAGGAGCUGAAGCUAAGGAUCAGGCAUACUUGCCCGAAGUGCAGCCUCCCGAGGUGCAUCCAGUCUCUUCUGAUGAAGUGCAGCAGCUGGGGCCUCCUGAAGCAGAAGUGCCGCCCCUGUCUGCUGGAGAUGGGCCACCUCCACCACCCCUUCUUGCUGAGGAGCAGCCUCCUCCCACAGCAGAUUAGCUUAGGAGUUUUUGCUUUAUUUUUGUAAAAAACAUUUUUGUAAUAGAUUGUUGGUUUAAGU
Rubroshorea leprosula is the source of this 2302-nucleotide messenger RNA. NCBI's taxonomy places the organism in Eukaryota, Viridiplantae, Streptophyta, Magnoliopsida, Malvales, Dipterocarpaceae. The record is from the annotation of a GenBank genome assembly.